Molecule: messenger RNA, 867 nt
Organism: Microtus ochrogaster (prairie vole)
Lineage: Eukaryota; Metazoa; Chordata; Mammalia; Rodentia; Cricetidae
Gene: Crisp1
Product: cysteine rich secretory protein 1
Cellular component (GO): extracellular region
Source: RefSeq, a predicted model, not a curated record
AUGCUUUUGGUGGACAUGGGACAUCUGAGAGCAAUGACAGAACAACUACGUGACUGGAAUAAAUGCUCCUCUUCACCGUUUGAUUCUUCAAAGAUUGGAAUGAUGGUGAAAUACUUCUUGUUUGCUGCUACUGUGGCUGCUACUGUCUUUGUUCCUGUUCUGGCUCCGGGUAUCAGACACCACAAACGUCAUAGAGCUCUCUAUAAUAAACUGAUCACAGAAUCACAAACCGAUCCACAAGAAGAAAUUGUCAAUGCGCACAAUGCUUUCAGGAGGAAAGUGUCUCCACCUGCCAAGAACAUGCUGAAGAUGAGUUGGAGUCCCGCGGCUGCAGCAAAUGCGAGAAUCCUGGCGCGAUACUGUGACACGUCAACGAGCGACCCACUUGAGAGAAGACUUAACAAUACAUUUUGUGGAGAAAAUAUGCACUUGGGACGUUACCCCUACUCCUGGUCAAAAGUAGUUGAAAUGUGGUACAAUGAAUCCAAAUACUUCACAUAUGGAGAAUGGCCAUCUUCAGACGAUGACUUUGAAACAAGUCAUUACACUCAGAUGGUCUGGGCCUCUUCUUACCUCAUUGGCUGUGAUGUCGCAUCAUGUCGCAGACAAAAGGCACCUAUGUAUCUCUAUGUGUGUCACUAUUGUCAUGAAGGAAAUAAUCCCGACUUGCUAAAUAUGCCUUAUAAGGAAGGCUCACCAUGUGGAGACUGUCCAAAUCACUGUGAAGAUGGGCUAUGCACAAACCCCUGCCGUUACUAUGACGAAUACAACAACUGUGAUAAGCAAGUGACCCUUAUUGGAUGCUCACAUUCUUCAGUUCUAAAAUUCUGCAAGGCUACCUGUCUGUGUAAAACAGAAAUAAAAUAA